This is a messenger RNA of Trachemys scripta elegans, 1188 nucleotides long. RefSeq names its product adiponectin receptor protein 2. Gene Ontology annotation, biological process: adiponectin-activated signaling pathway. Bases 1 to 804 code for a protein of 267 amino acids. Gene Ontology annotation, molecular function: signaling receptor activity. Lineage: Eukaryota; Metazoa; Chordata; Testudines; Emydidae. The transcript has a single exon. Gene Ontology annotation, cellular component: plasma membrane. The record is from RefSeq and is a predicted model, not a curated record.
AUGUUGCAUGGACACAGACCACCUAUGCCCUCCUUCCGCGCUUGCUUCAAGAGCAUCUUCAGAAUACACACAGAGACUGGCAACAUCUGGACACAUCUUCUUGGUUGUGUGUUCUUCCUAUGUCUGGGAAUCUUCUACAUGUUCCGGCCAAACAUGUCAUUUGUAGCACCUGUGCAGGAGAAGGUAGUUGUUGGAAUGUUCUUCUUGGGAGCCAUCCUUUGCCUCUCCUUCUCCUGGCUCUUUCACACGGUUUAUUGCCAUUCAGAAGGUGUCUCUCGGCUCUUCUCCAAGCUAGAUUACUCUGGCAUCGCACUUCUCAUCAUGGGCAGCUUUGUUCCAUGGCUGUACUACUCCUUCUAUUGCAACCCUCAGCCCUGCUUCAUCUACUUGAUCGUGAUUUGUGUCCUGGGCAUUGCAGCCAUAAUAGUCUCCCAGUGGGACAUGUUUGCAACCCCUGAGUACCGAGGGGUAAGAGCAGGAGUAUUUCUGGGUCUCGGCCUCAGUGGUGUCAUCCCCACCCUGCACUUUGUCAUCUCUGAGGGCCUUCUCAAGGCAGCCACAAUGGGGCAGAUAGGCUGGCUGGCACUCAUGGCCUGUCUGUACAUCACUGGUGCUGCGCUGUAUGCUGCCCGUAUACCAGAGAGAUUCUUCCCGGGCAAGUGUGAUAUCUGGUUCCACUCCCAUCAGCUGUUUCACAUCUUCGUAGUGGCCGGAGCUUUUGUGCACUUCCAUGGUGUUUCAAACCUUCAGGAGUUCCGUUUCACAGUUGGGGGAGGCUGCACGGAGGAGGGAGACAUGCAGUAAAACCUGCCUUCAGCCCAGGAUCAUAACCAAAACAGUGGACUGCAAAGAGGCGUUGAUGUUAACUGGCUAGUGACGCGAACACCUGAGAAUCCAAGCCUCAUGUAAUGGGAUAUGGAAGCUUCUUGGGAUUUCUGACACGAGAAAUUUAUACCUCAAACAAUGGAGUGAAUCAAUUUGAAGACCAGGAAAUUCUUAAACCCUAACUUAUUCUUGAUCUACAGAUUGAGCUACAGAGGACCGUUUCCAAAUCGGCUUCUGUUCAAUGCCAUAUUUAUUUGUAGAAAAUGGGAGGGAUGGCUUAGCAGUUUUCUUUUUUAAAUCUAGGCUAAGAUUUAUAUCUUCUUUAGGGGCAGGGGAAGGAGCUGAUUUUAGAUGCUCUUUUGG